This is a messenger RNA of Patiria miniata (bat star), 2006 nucleotides long. It is a transcript of the gene egfl7, whose product is annotated as epidermal growth factor-like protein 7. Lineage: Eukaryota; Metazoa; Echinodermata; Asteroidea; Valvatida; Asterinidae. The coding region runs from base 402 to 1496 and encodes 364 amino acids. The transcript has 11 exons. The record is from RefSeq and is a predicted model, not a curated record. Gene Ontology annotation, biological process: anatomical structure development. Gene Ontology annotation, molecular function: calcium ion binding; signaling receptor binding. Gene Ontology annotation, cellular component: extracellular region; cell surface.
GAUCUAAAAGUAGAGCUCAGCGCUCGAACCGUUCAUUCACUGCUUGCGAAUAAAAACUGGUCACGCACAAUUUCUCUUCGCGUCCCAUUUAGCCUAUACUGCAACAACUGCACUUAGCAAUGCAAGGCAGGCCAGCUUUUGGGCUUUAUAAGCUCAGUGUCUCUGUGAACUCCAGUAAAGUUGACAGAAGCAAUUUUUGUAAACAUUGCCAAUUGAAUGAGACAGCCUCCGUUGGUGUUACGCUGUGUUAUAGAAAUACCACACAAGGCUAACUGCACACGUACGUCUGCCUGCAGAUGAGUUUUCAGCACCCGAGGAAUACAAAUCUGCGAACCAGAGAUUGAAAGGUGUCAUAAGGAAUCAUAAAACAGUCGGAAGAGUUACAUCAUCGGACGUGAACCAUGUGGAAGUUUUUGCAAGUGCCGUUCUUUGGAUACACUGCGUUUGUGCUGGGUGUUCUAGGAUCGCUUGUGAUUGGUAACGUGGACGCCUAUCUGCAUCGGUAUGGACGUCACGUUUGCACCUCGGCCUCAACCAAUGAGAUCUCAACUGGUGUCAUCGUGGAGUCCUACUGCCAGCCAUACUUCAAACCCUACUUUGCCCGAUGUGAACCGCAGGGCCAACUCUGCACCAAAUACCAGACCGUUUAUCGUAUGGCCUAUCGGACACGCAGCAUAGCCCAAGAAUCAAGAGGGCCUAAAUACGUCUGUUGCCCAGGAUGGAAACAACACAACCCACAGGCUAACUCCUGUAAUGAACCGGUGUGCAGUAUAGAAUGUCGGAAUGGUGGACGAUGCGUAGCACCGGAAUCUUGCGCCUGUCCUCCGGGUUACACCGGACAAUACUGUGAAGAAGUGAGUUGCUCCGUAGAGUGCGCUAACGAUGGCUUCUGCCGGACUCCAGACACUUGCUCCUGCACAGGUGGUUGGCAGGGAGAAUUCUGCGAAGAGGCUCUGUGUCUUCGUUCAUGUGAACACGGUGGUAGAUGUGUACAACCAGAUUCCUGCGCUUGUCCUAAUGGCUGGGCUGGCCGCUACUGCCACGAAGAUGUGGAUGAAUGUGAAACCGAUUCUCACGGUUGUCACCACCGAUGCAUGAACUCGGAGGGUAGCUUCACAUGUUCCUGUCAUCCAGGAUUUACCUUAGAUGAAGACGGCCAAUCGUGUUCAAUUUGUCUGACAUGCAGUGCCGAGUAUGUAGCACUUCAAGAUAAAGUCAACCUCAUUGAACAGAAUCUUGGGGUGAUGCAGGCAGAGAGUGCAACCAGAGAAGACGCCAACGUCAAAGUGGUCAACAUGCCGCUGAACGAUGAGCAGAUGUCAAAGAUUGAACUCAUCACGUCGCUGAGUGAACAGAUAUCAAUGCUGGAAGAACGGCUGGAAGAUUGUACUUGUAAGGAUUACCAAAACAGUAGACAGUACCCGAGGCGGAGGCCAAACAGAGAAAAACGAUCGGAAGAGAAGAGGAAAAAACAUUCAGUGACUUCAAAUCUUUAGCCAGAUAAUUGUUUUUAUUGCCGGCGUUCAUUAGUCAUAUGGUUCUUGGGCUGACUUGAUUUUUUUUCUCAUUUCAAGCAUACAGGGUCUAAAAGCUUAACUUUCAAGUUGCAUUUUCUUUCAAAAUUGCAAAGCUAGGAUGCCAACAUCUAAGUGUAAAAUUUGGACAGUUGCUCUAAAAUGUGAAUAUUUGUGUAAAAAGAGGAUUUUACCCUCGCUUUCACUGAUCCCUGAGGUUCGGUUUGAGUUUGAAGUUUAACUUAUGUUUCUUAAAAUAAAAUCAGUCAUGUUUUUUUUCCAAUUAAAUUUUUUUUAAUGCGGUUUGAUUUCAUUUCGAAAUACCAUUUCUUAAAAUAUUUUGGGUUGUAAUGAUAUAUUAACUUCAGUAAAAUAAAAAAAAACUAACCAAGGCAUUGUUUAAACCAGGUUGCUAGUUCUUAACCAGUUUGCGCCGGGAUUAUUUUGACAUUGACCGGACCUAGGCGCGGGAUUGUUUUCACGAACCUCAAA